This is a messenger RNA of Encephalitozoon hellem ATCC 50504, 474 nucleotides long. RefSeq lists its product as uncharacterized. Lineage: Eukaryota; Fungi; Microsporidia; Unikaryonidae. Bases 1 to 474 code for a protein of 157 amino acids. Gene Ontology annotation, molecular function: nucleic acid binding. The transcript has a single exon. The record is from RefSeq and is a predicted model, not a curated record.
AUGGGUAUGGGCAAAGGAGUUGCAAUAUCAAACAUACAUCCAAGAAUAAGACUGAGAGAUAUAGUGGAAAUGUUCGGUGUGUUUGACAAGGUAGUUGGGUUCCGGCCAUACAAGGAUGGAUUUGUCUUGAAGUUUGAAUCCUUUCCAGAAAAGUCCCUAGCUAUGGACAACUUUCCCUUGGCACGCAGAAGAAUGAAGGUUAACAUGAUAGACUGGAAUGAUGGAUAUGACACUUUUGAGAAGGGAAACAUUGUUGUGUUUGAGUCUUGCUUUGACGUGGAUGAAAUAAGAGACGAAUGCUGUAUGUUUGGGUGUGUAACUGAAGUAUUAAGAAGAGAUGGCUCCAUAUAUGUCAUCUGUAAUUCCACUGAAGAUGGAGAGAAUAUAUUCAUGAAUAUGUAUGGAAGAUACUACAACAAGGAAAGAAUAAGAUGCCGCAUGGCGAACGAAAAGACACCUCUUAUGAACGAAUAA